Astyanax mexicanus (Mexican tetra) is the source of this 2961-nucleotide messenger RNA. It is a transcript of the gene ggnbp2, whose product is annotated as gametogenetin binding protein 2. The record is from RefSeq and is a predicted model, not a curated record. Bases 149 to 2275 code for a protein of 708 amino acids. The transcript has 14 exons. NCBI's taxonomy places the organism in Eukaryota, Metazoa, Chordata, Actinopteri, Characiformes, Acestrorhamphidae. Gene Ontology annotation, cellular component: cytoplasm; nucleus.
UAUUAGCGUGGGUCUUAUUAAAUUGCAGGCUUUCAUUAUUUUAUAAUAUUAACUUUCCCGGGGGGAAGCGGCUUCAGUGCUGUGGGUCUCAGAGCUGAAGACGUGUGAAGGAGAAGAUCUGCGACGAUCCUGGCCUGCUGGAGAAGACAUGGCGCGCCUGGUAGCUGUGUGCAGAGAUGGCGAGGAGGACUACCUUUUUCUCGCCAGACAGAUUCCCCUGUAUAUUGAUGACACACUCACGAUGGUGAUGGAGUUUCCUGACAGUGUCCUGGACUUUGACAGUCAUCAAAUCAACAGUUCACAAAUGAAGCAGUUUAUUGAGCACCACAGCAUGCUGAAGCAGCAGGACCUGAACAUGGCGCUGAUGGUGAUGUCACGCGAGGUGUUCAGUGCUCUCUCACAGCUGGUGCCGUGUGUGGGCUGCAGACGCAGCGUGGAGCGUCUCUUCUCCCAGCUUACAGACUCGGGCUACUUUGCCCUGGAGCCUCUGACCGUGGGCUCAGCGGGAGUGCUGUCUGUCACCAGAGCCUGUCUGACGGACCCCCGCAAACUCUACGCACUCUUCUAUGUCCAUGGGACGAAGCUAAAUGACAUAAUUGACUCUAUUCCAAAAAGCAAAAAGAACAAACGCUGUCAGCUGCAUUCUUUAGACACGCACAAGCCCAAGCCCUUGGGGGGGAGCUGGAUGGACGUGUGGGAGCUGAUGUCUCAGGAGUGCCGGGACGAGGUGGUUCUUAUCGACAGCGCCUGUCUGCUCGAGACUCUGGAGACAUACUUGCGGAAACACAGGUUCUGCACAGACUGCAAGAACAAGGUUCUGAGGGCCUACAACAUUCUGGUUGGUGAGCUGGACUGCAGUAAGGAGAAGGGCUACUGUGCAGCUCUGUAUGAAGGCCUGCGCUGCUGCCCGCACGAGCGCCACAUCCAUGUCUGCUGCGAGACAGACUUCAUCGCUCACCUGCUGGGCCGGGCAGAGCCGGAGUUUGCUGGUGGCUAUGAGCGCAGGGAAAGACAUGCCAAGACUAUAGAUAUAGCACAGGAGGAGGUGCUGACCUGUCUGGGGAUCCACCUGUACGAGCGGCUUCACAGAAUCUGGCAGAAGCUGCGGGCUGAGGAGCAGACCUGGCAGAUUCUGUUCUACCUUGGCAUCGAUGCAUUACGCAAAAGCUUUGAGAUGGCCGUGGAGAAGGUGCAGGGAAUCAGCCGGCUGGAGCAGCUCUGUGAGGAACUGUCGGAAGAGGAGCGUGCAAAAGAGCUGAAGCAGGAGAAGAAGAGACAGAAACGCAAGAACCGACGCAAAAACAAGUGUGGUUUCGACAUGUCUGAACAAGAAGCUGAGGGAGACAAAGAGAAGAGCCUGGAUGAGGGUUCAACGGAGUCUGUGAAUGGAGGCUGUAAGUCGUGUCACAGUGGGGAAGAGUCUGGAUGCAGUGUGGAGGCGAUCGCCCCUCUCGAGAACUCAUCCUGUAGCUGCCCCGCCUCCUCUUCCAUUCUGGGCUCACCUAAAACCAAAAAAGGGCUGUCUCACAGCAACGGCAGCGACUGUGGCUACUCCUCCAGUAUGGAGGGCAGUGAGACGGGCUCCAGAGAAGGUUCAGACGUGGCGUGCACUGAGGGCAUGUGUAACCAUGAUGAAUCGGGUGAGUUCUUAUGCAGUCACAACUGCUCUGAAGAGAAAGAGGAGGACUGUGUGGACAGCUGUGUGGAGUGCUGGGCCAACUCUGAGAUGCACACUGACGGCAUUAAGAACAAGAAGAAGAAAAGAAAGAGCAAGGGCUCGCUGUGUGGGCACGAACAUCAGGGUUUAAAGUCAGAGAGCUGCACGUCAGAAAGCAGUCGGAGAGGCUCCCCUUGCAUGAACAGCACCCGUGACUCCACUGCCUCGUCCACACACAGCUGUCGGAGGGAAGAAACAUCACGCUCAAAGACCUGCUGUGGAUCAUUCACCAGCAAAUCCCCGCAGCUGCCCCGAGCCGAUCAGCAGCGGAAGGGCAGCGGGGGUCUUGUCCUCGGCCAGCCGCCUCCAGCGGACACCUGCACGCAGGCAGAGGGCACCACCAAGAGCCUCAUGGAGCUGCUGCAGGAUGAGGCAGAAGCGUCAUCAGAUGAAGAGAACUGCCUGACGCAGGACGAGAUCCAGUCGUUUGUGGAGGAGAACAAGUCUUUCUACAGCCAGCGGGACCAGUACCGGCAGCACCUGAAGGACCGCUUCACCAAAUACUGCCACUCGAACGUGUGUGGAGGAGAGUGGCUGCCUACUACCAGUGUCAAAUAAUCGACACACCCUCUCUCAAACACACAAUUUCUACGGAUGGGAAAAACACUCACGAUUACCACUGCUGAGCCGCUUUUUUCAAGAAAGAGAAAAAGAAGAAAUGAAAUGCAAAAAGAGAAUGAAAUCUGAGCUCUGUCUUGUUCAAUGGAAAGGUUUUGUUUUUGUUUGUUGGGAAAGGUUUAAAUGUUCAAGGUCUACCUUCCUUCCACACAUCUGUCCUCUCAAUCCCUACAUCCCUCUUCCCACUCAGUCUCUUCCUUCUCACCCCCUCUCUCAUCACUCACUCAUCCACCCUCCCUCCCUCCCUCACUCACUGAACCUGGUGGUUUAUUUCUGUUUGAUUUCUGUUUCUGGAUUUAUUGAUUUAAGAAGUGGGUAAUUAGGAGCGCAGUGAAAUUGAUGAUCAAGCUUUGCGUGCUCUGACUGUAGGGUUAGGUAAUGGUAGUCUUCUUCUUGUCUUAUCGUUUCUAUAACAUUUCUCUUUGUUUUCCCAGUUCGUCUCACUGACUGUGACGCUUUUUAGUGGCAAAAAAAAAAUCAAUUGUACCAAUAAAUGUGUACAGAAAUAAUAUCUGAAUAUAAAGAUUUUACAGAAAGAAAAAAACAUCCAUUUAUAAGGAGGUCUGGGUGUAAUGUUGAGCGAAAUGUGCAAAAUUUACAUAAUAAAGAAUAUUUAUUAAUAUGCA